Molecule: messenger RNA, 2252 nt
Organism: Pseudocercospora fijiensis CIRAD86
Lineage: Eukaryota; Fungi; Ascomycota; Dothideomycetes; Mycosphaerellales; Mycosphaerellaceae
Exons: 5
Coding region: 6-2114 (702 amino acids)
Biological process (GO): proteolysis
Cellular component (GO): cytoplasm
Molecular function (GO): metalloexopeptidase activity; dipeptidyl-peptidase activity
Source: RefSeq, a predicted model, not a curated record
CAAAGAUGCUCGAAAACGCCAUAGUCGAUGACACGCUCAAGCAAUAUUUGGCAGAUGACCCUCCAACCAUAGUGCCUUUGGCCAUCAAACCACACUUCGAAGCCUUGUCCAAGCAGGAAAAGACCUAUGCGCAUUACAUUUCCCGAGCCGCGUUUGCUGGCACCAGAGUGAACCUGCGCCAAGUGUCGCCGGAGUCAGAAGCCAUCUACGAUUUCGUGCUCGCUCUCCACAAGAAAUGCAGUGGCAACUGGAAGCAGCUCCAGACAGAAGCCAACUUAUCCGACAACGAGUUGAAGGACUUCCUGAAUUAUGUUGCGCAGUUCCUGGGCAACACGGGCAACUUCAAGUCUUUUGGCGAUUCCAAGUUCAUUCCGCGUAUCAAGAAUGACAAGCUGGAAGCCCUGGCCAAGACCUCUGAUGAGGCUCAUGGACUGUACAAGCGAUUCAAAGGAGACCUCUACGAAUCCUCUUCGAUCGCCGCGAUGCACCUUGGUUAUCCAGAUCAAGGCCAUAUCUCAACGUACUAUCCAGAUUCGCCUAGUAUCACAACUGAAGAGAUCGCCAUUGUUAGCGACUUCUUCAAGGAUAUGGGACUGAUGCCUGAAAACACCAGAUUGCAGAAGAAAUCGGAUGGUAGCUUCGACCUGAAGAUUGCUUCCGCCGUAGCCGAUCCUGCACGUCGUGACUUGAAAGAAUCAGAAUGGACACUAUCGAGUGGACCACUCAAAGGAACGAAAGUCAGAUUGGCUUUCGGCGAUCACGCAGCAGAGAUGGGCAAGAUCGCUCGCAAUCUUGCCGAAGCCAAAAAGUAUGCGCUGAACAAGCAGGAAGACCUGAUGCAAGGCGAAUACGUAGCCAGCUUCCACGACGGCUCGAUGUUCGCUCAUCUGGACUCACAGCGACACUGGAUCAAAGACAAAGGUCCCAUGGUGGAGUGCAACAUCGGUUUCAUCGAGACUUACAGAGAUCCGCAUGGUAUCCGUGGCGAGUGGGAGGGCUUUGCCGCCAUGGUCAACAAGGAGAGAACGAAGGCAUUCGGAAAGCUUGUCGAAUCGGCUCCUGCUCAGAUUCCCAAGCUGCCAUGGGCUGCGGAAUUUGAGAAGGACAAAUUCCUCUCACCUGAUUUCACAUCGCUUGAAGUACUGACUUUCGCCGGCUCAGGAAUUCCUGCCGGGAUCAAUGUAAUGAGACAGACAGAAGGAUUCAAGAAUGUUUCGCUCGGAAAUGUUCUCAGCGCCAGCGCACCCAAAGAGCCCACACCAUUUAUACGAGAGGAGGACCAGGAUGUAUGGGACAAAUACAAAGACGAAGCCUUCGAGGUUCAAGUCGGACUUCAUGAGUUGCUUGGCCAUGGGUGCGGCAAGCUUCUCCAGGAGACGUCACCAGGCAAGUACAACUUCGAUGUGAAGAAUCCUCCUCAGAAUCCUGUCACCGGCAAGCCGGUAGAUUCCUGGUACAAGCCUGGUGAGACUUGGGGAACUGUGUUUGGAGGCAUGGGCCCUUCUUACGAAGAAUGCCGUGCUGAAAGCGUUGCAAUGAGCUUGUGCCCUGACUACAGCAUCUUGCAAAUCUUCGGAUUCGGUGACGGCAAGGAAGAUAUCAAUGGUGUGGCUGGAGAUGUCCUUUUUGUCUGCUAUCUCCAGAUGGCUCGCGCUGGAGUCGCUGCACUGCAGUUCUGGGAUCCGAAUGCACGGAAAUGGGGACAGGCUCAUAUGCAAGCACGUUUCGCCAUCCUGCAGGUCUUCCUAGAGGCUGGAAAGGAGUUCUGUGAGCUACGCUCUACGAAAGACGAUCUAUCAGAUCUCACCAUCUUCCUGGAUCGAACCAAGAUCGAAUCUCACGGCCGUCCGGUUGUCAACAAGUUCUUGCAGAAGCUGCAAGUGUUCAAAGCGACUGCUGACUUCACUGCGGGCAAGAAGCUAUACGAUACCUACACCAAUGUGGACGAAUGGUACGCUACAAAGCUGCGGCCAGAAGUAAUUCGACAGGCAAAGCCGAGAAAGGUCUUCGUGCAAGCCAACACAUUCCUGGAAGGCGACAACGUGGUCUUGAAGGAGUACGAAGCUACGCCAGCAGGUAUGAUCCAGAGCUUCGUGGACCGAGACUACAUCUAGAUGGCGCAGAGCAGUACACACGCCGUUGAUGGCCAAUUGGUGCGAGACAGGACUUGGUGAGUGGUGCGCAAAAGUAUGCCAGGUAGCAUUUGUGACCGUUGAGUACGUACUUAAAUUCAGUACUGUCGACGGCUUUCC